This is a messenger RNA of Chrysochloris asiatica (Cape golden mole), 1629 nucleotides long. It is a transcript of the gene FANCC, whose product is annotated as Fanconi anemia, complementation group C. Gene Ontology annotation, cellular component: Fanconi anaemia nuclear complex. The coding region runs from base 1 to 1629 and encodes 542 amino acids. Gene Ontology annotation, biological process: interstrand cross-link repair; cellular response to oxidative stress; nucleotide-excision repair. NCBI's taxonomy places the organism in Eukaryota, Metazoa, Chordata, Mammalia, Afrosoricida, Chrysochloridae. The transcript is spliced from 14 exons. The record is from RefSeq and is a predicted model, not a curated record.
AUGCUCCUUGGAGGCAAGAUAGCCAGACUUAGUCUCAUGCUUAAGACAUGUUGUCCGGAGAAGUUCCUGGAUUUUAACACAAUCAUUGAAAGAUUUCCCACAAUUGGUCAACUGUUGGCAAAAACUUCCUGGAAUCCUUUUAUCUUAGCAUAUGAUGAAAGCCAAAAAAUUCUUCUAUGGUGCUUAUGUUGUCUGAUUAACAAAGAACCUCAGAAUUCUGGUCAAUCAAAAUUUAACUCCUGGAUACGGACUUUGUUAUUGCAUAUACUUGCGGCACUCAGAUUUGAUAUAAAAGAAGUUGGCCUUUUUUGUCAAGGUCUUGGGUAUGCACCUGCAGAUUACUAUCCUGGUUUGCUUACAAAUAUGGUUUCAUCGUUAGUGACUGAACUCAGAGAGAAUCAUCUCCAUGGAUUUAACACUCCAAGGCGGAUGGCUUCUGAACGAGUCACAUCCCUGUCACGGGUUUGUGUCCCCCUUGUUACUCUUCCAGACUUUGAACCCCUGGUGGAGGCUCUGCUCAUCUACCCUGGACAUGAACCUCAGGAAAUCAUCUGUCCUGAGUUCUUUGAAGCUGUAAACGAGGCCCUUUUACUGAUGAAGAUUGCUCUCCCUACUGCGGCUGUAGUCUGCCUCUGGCUUCGCCAUCUUCCUAGCCUUGAGAAAGCAAUGCUGCAUCUUUUUGAAAAGCUGUUCUCCUGUGAGAGAAACUGCCUGCAGCGGACUGAAGUCUUCAUAAAAGAUUCAUUGCUGCCUCAAGCAGCCUGUCAUCCUGCCAUCUUCAGAAUCGUAGACGAGAUGUUCAGGUGUGUGUUCUUGGAAAGCGAUGGCUCCACAGAAGUACUGGCUGCUCUCCAGGUGUUCACACGAUGCUUUGUAGAAGCUCUGGAGAAAGAAAAUAAGCAGUGGAAGUUUGCACUCAAGACCUACUUUCCUUUUGCUUCUCCAUCCCUUGUCAUGGUACUCCUCCAACACCCUAAAGAUGUCCCACAGAGACUUUGGUGCCAGACAUUGAAGCACAUUUCUGAACUGCUCAGAGCAAUAGCUGAAGGCCAGACUGAUGGGUCCUGCGGAGGUGCCUUUGAGAGCUGGUUUUUGUUCAUGCACUUUGGUGAGUGGGCUGAUAUCGCGGUUGAGCAGUUACUGAUGUCAGAAGCUGACCCCCCAGAGGCCCUGCUGUGGCUCCUGGCAUUCUCCUUCAGCCCCCAUGAUGGGCAUCAGCAGAGAGCACAGAUCAUGGUAGAGGUGAAGGUCGUGGUUUGUCGCCUCAUGAAGCUGUUCAGGAGUCUAACCCUCUCCAGCCAGGACCUACAGGCAGCAGCUGGUGAGAGCCUGGAAGCCACCCCUAGACCGCUGGCAUGUCAGCAGCUGAUCAGGCGUCUCCUUCUGAGCUUCCUGCUCUGGGCUCCCGGAGGCCACACAGUCGCCUGGGAACUCAUCACCCUUAUAGCCCAAACUGAAGAGAGAACCCAUGAGGUUAUCGGCUUUCUUGACCAGACUUUCUAUAGAUGGGAUCAGCUGUGCAUCGAAGCCCCUACAUCCGGAAAAGUGGUCAGAGAACUCCUUACGGAGCUGCGGGCUCAAGUCGUGCCUAGCCGGGCAGAGCACGUGGGUCAGGCUCACCACAGUUGA